ACGUCCGCCACACAGAACAUGGCGGACCCUGAUGGGCAGUAACACCCGGCGCCCAUCCUCCCGCGAUUAGGUUUGUCUUCUGUUGGGCCCAGUGAUUCGGCUACGUCAUCAACCUACGCUUUGAGAGAGAGUUCACUCGUUGAGACGGGAGGAGAGGCGCAGCCUGGUGAUGUGGACAUGUGGGACACAUCUGUGCUGGGCGUGGAGGGAGCUGUGAGAGAAGCUGGUGCCACUGCCCAGUAAGCAGAUGGAAAUUAGACUAAGCUCGCAGUAAUGGGCAGAAGCUAUUUUGUGGAAGAAGCUCUUGGACAGUAUCUUUCAGACUUCAGCACCAAGCCAAAGGCUUGUGUCACUGGCCUGUUGAUAGGGCAGUGUUCCCCACAAAGAGAUUAUGUGAUUCUCGCUAUUCGAACACCUCCAAGAGAAGAGCAAAAUGAAAGCAACAAAAAUUAUCAUCCAAAAUUGGCUGACAUUGAUGAAGAAUGGGUAACAGGACAUGCUAGUCAGUUGUCUAGAAUGCUCCCAGGAGGACUGCUAGUUCUUGGUGUAUUUAUUGUUGCAGCUCCAGAGCUGGCAAAAGACAUCCAAAAUGCUUUGCGCAAGCUAGUUUUUUCAGUAGAAAAGUCUAUAAUUAAAAAGAGGCUCUGGAAUUUUACUGAGGAGGAGGUCUCUGACAGAGUGGCUCUUCACGUUUGUUCUGCUACAAAGAAGAUACUUUGUCGAACCUAUGAUAUGCAAGAUCCAAAGAGUUCAGCUAAGCCAGCAGACUGGAAGUACCAAAGUGGCCUGUCUGCCUUCUGGCUGUCUUUGGAAUGCACAAUUAAUGUUAAUAUCCACAUCCCACUUUCUGCUACAUCAGUCAACUAUGAACUAGAGAAAAAUACAAGGAACGGAUUAACCCGGUGGGCGAAACAGAUAGAGGAAGGUGUUUUUCUGAUCAACGGGCAAGCUAAAGACGAUGACACAGAGCUAUUGGAAGGGCAGAAAAAGUCUUCAAGAGGAAAUAUUCAACACAGUAUUCAACCCUUUGAUGUGAAGGUUCUGACGCAAUUGUCCCAGAGUUCAGGCCAUAGAUCUACAGCAACAGUGCAAGUCUGCAGUGGUUUCAUAAAUCUUAAAGGUGCUGUGAAAUGCAGAGCUUACAUCCAUAAUAACAAGCCGAAAGUUAAAGAUGCUAUUCAGGCUUUAAAGAGGGAUAUAAUAAACACACUCUCUGAUCGUUGUGCAAUAUUGUUUGAAGAUCUGCUUAUAAAUGAGGCACCCGACAAAAAAAAUUCUGAGAGAGAAUAUCAUGUCUUGCCUCACAGAGUGUUUGUCUCUAUUGCUGGAUCAAAUGUGAUGCUGUGUGAUUAUAAAUUUGGAGAUGAAACGGCUGGCGAAAUCCAAGAGCGUUUUUUUGAGAUGUUGGAUCAAGUUGUGCACGGGGAAGCUAUACAGAUAGCCGAGGAAAUAAACACAGUUGAUAUAAAGCCACCUGUCGACAACACAGAUGACACGCAACAGAUGCAAUUGACAAAAGCAACGCUGCUAUUGAAAUUUCAACAAAACAUGGGUGUGGUAAUAGCGGCUGCAGUUGCAAUCUUUGCAGUAGCUUUCUCCUUUAAUUACUUCAGUGACUAGACUCCAAGCAAAAGAAGCAGUCUAAUCAUCAUGGGAACAUUGACCAAUAUUCACAUUAAUAAAAAGUGGAAGCUUCGCAAAUUUCAUAUAUUAGCAACUAAACAUGUUGCCUAAAAUACACCAGUUCGGUGUGUUCUAAAUUGUAGUGAUAUAUUCAUCUCGUUUCAACAUGCAAAUACUGUAGGUGGAUCAGAUUUCCAGGAAACUAAAGGUAUAUAUCUUUGAUGGAAAUUACCUGUAAAAUAGCAUUAUUUUCCAGGAAGAAUUA
Messenger RNA from Terrapene triunguis (Three-toed box turtle), 1888 nucleotides. RefSeq names its product protein odr-4 homolog. Gene Ontology annotation, biological process: intracellular protein localization. NCBI's taxonomy places the organism in Eukaryota, Metazoa, Chordata, Testudines, Emydidae. The transcript has 14 exons. The record is from RefSeq and is a predicted model, not a curated record. Gene Ontology annotation, cellular component: endomembrane system. Bases 274 to 1620 code for a protein of 448 amino acids.